AUGGGUAUGGGAAAUGAAGCAAGUUAUGCAGAAGAUGGCCCAUAUGAAGAGAACAUUCUUGGAGGAGACUUUGGGUCAACUGAAAUACCGGAAAAUUUUAUGGAAGAACCCAAUGAAGAGCAAUAUGAAGAAAGAGUGUUUGAAGAUUUUGAAGCCGCCAAUCAACCACUAUAUGAUGGAUGUGUUGAAGGUAUUUCUCAACUAUACUUGGCAUCUCGUUUAAUGAAAGUAAAAACUGAUCAUAAUUUGGCGGAGUCAUGUAUGGAUGAGAUAUCACAAACUUUUAGAGAUGUUUUGCCACAACCAAAUAUAGCUCCUGAGUCAUAUUAUGAGAUGAAGAAGCUGACGAAGUCGCUUGGUCUCCCUGUUGUCAAGAUCGAUAUUUGUGAGGAUAAUUGCAUGUUAUUUUGGAAAGAAGAUAGCGGGUUGUUGGCGUGUCGGUUUUGUGGGAAAGAUAGAUAUCACAAGAACCAUGGAAAGGGAAAGAGGCGUCCAAAACAGAGAAUGUUCUAUUUGCCUAUUACAGAGAGGUUGAAGCGUCUGUACCAACAAGAGUCUACUGCAUCACAAAUGCGAUGGCACGCAGAACAUGAGUCGCCAGAAGGAGAAAUGCACCACCCUUCAGAUGCUGCAGCAUGGAAGCAUUUUAACAAGGUAUAUCCUGAUUUUGCGGAGGAAAGUCAAAGUGUUUAUCUAGGAUUAGCAACAGAUGGAUUUAAUCCAGUGGGUAUGAGCGGAGAAGCCCACUCGGUCUGGCCCGUCAUCGUAACCCCGUAUAACCUACCUCCUGGUAUGUGUAUGAAAAGAGAAUAUUUCUUUUUAUCAGUACUAGUUCCUGGGCCAAGGCAUCCAAAGAAGAGCAUUGAUAUUUAUCUGCAGCCGUUAAUUGAAGAACUAAAAAGUUUGUGGAGCGAUGGAGUUGAAGCAUAUGAUGUCUCGAAGAAGCAAAAAUUUUCGAUGCGAGCCGCACUAAUGUGGACAAUUAAUGACUUUCCCGCUUACGGCAUGAUGUCCGGAUGGAUGACUCAUGGCCGGUUAGCUUGUCCAUAUUGUCUUGAUGAUACAAAGUCUUUUUGGUUGCAACAUGGAAGGAAGCAUAGCUGGUUUGACUGCCAUAGAAUGUUCCUGCCUAAGGAGCAUCCUUACAGAAGAAAUGUCCAAGCUUUUCGAAAGGGGCAGACAGUAACUGAUGAUCCUCCACCAUGGUUGACGAGAGAAGAAAUUCUUCGCGAAAGAAUCAACAACAUCGAAGGAUUGAAGAAAACUGUCGAUUGUGGAGGAAAUGGACACGAGAAACCUGCGAGCAUUAUAAACGGCUACGGCAAAGACCACAAUUGGGUGAAGAAAAGUAUCUUUUGGGAGUUGCCGUAUUGGGAAAACCUUCUUCUUCGCCACAACGUGGACUUCAUGCACGUUGAGAAAAAUUUCUUUGAUAAUCUUAUCAACACGGUGCUUAAUGUUCCCGGGAAGACAAAAGAUAAUGCAAAGUCGAGGAUGGAUCUACCUGAUUUGUGCAGAAGAUGGCGACUUCUCCCAUUUGCGUUUAAGGAAUUACUUCCCAAAAGUGUUCACAUUGCCAUUUCAGAGAUAGCACUUUUCUUUCGUGAUAUCUCUGCGAAGAUACUUAAGCACGAAGAUGUUGCUAUUUUAAAAGAAAACAUUGCGGUGAAGCUUUGUAAUUUGGAGAAGAUUUUUCCACCGUCGUUCUUUGAUGUUAUGGAACAUUUGGCCGUACAUUUAGCAGACGAAGCUGCUUUAGGUGGUCCAGUGCAAUAUAGAUGGAUGUAUCCUUUCGAGCGAUACAUGUACCAUCUGAAAAAGAAAGUUAAAAAUAAGGCACACAUUGGAGGUUCCAUCGUUGCACAAUAUGUGAAUGAAGAAAUAUCUACCGCUUCUGCAAACUUCUUUGGUAAUCCACAUGUGGUACCUGAGGUUCCACUUCCCGGGGAAGUUCAGUUUACAUAUCAAUAUCCAGAUGUGCCUAACUUGUUUUAUCACGAAGGUCGGGUUAGUGGAAAAUGUGAAGAGAAAUGGCUAACCGAUGAAGACUACACUGUCCUCCAGACUUUUCUGAUGCUCAAUUGUGAUACAUUCGAACCCUACGAAAGGAUGUUCGAGGAGUUUAUGACAGAGAGAAACCCAUAUAUGUCUACUAAUGAUCUACAAAUACUGAAAGACCAACAUUUUGCUGAAUGGGUGAAAAACUAUGUUGUGCAAGCGAGUAACACAUAUGAGUUUCCGAUGUGGAUGUUAGAUUUUGUACAAGGUCCGCAACGUAAGUAUAAAUCUUGGCCGAUUUACCAUUCACGUGGAUACUGCUUCCACACAUAUAGCCAUGAACAAGAUAAGAAAACCCAACAUUACGGCGUCCAAGUUCGUGGAACCACAGAUACUGACUAUUACGGUUUGAUUGAGGAGAUAAUAAUGGUUGAGUAUUUUGGUUCCGUUGGACUGAAGGCCAUGGUUUUUAAAUGUAAGUGGUUUGAUACAACUGAAGGACGGGGAAUUCAAAAACAUAAAUCAGGAAUCGUUGAUGUGUCUCCGCGUUGGCAGUAUGAGAAAUAUGAUCCAUUUAUCUUAUCUGGUAAUUGUGAUCAAGUUUGUUUUAUUCCUUAUCCGCGGGUACGACAUACAUCAGCCAACGAUUGGUGGGCAUGUACAAAAGUUAUGCCUAGAGGGGUUCGAGAAACCUCCGAGGAUGCUCUUGUUGCAUUACAAGAUGAUACACACAACCAAGUUGUUGCACAGAGCGUGAUGCUGCGCAUUGAGACGUAUGUUCUCGAAGAUGAUUCAGAUUAA
Molecule: messenger RNA, 2799 nt
Organism: Brassica napus (rape)
Lineage: Eukaryota; Viridiplantae; Streptophyta; Magnoliopsida; Brassicales; Brassicaceae
Exons: 6
Coding region: 1-2799 (932 amino acids)
Source: RefSeq, a predicted model, not a curated record